Prorocentrum cordatum is the source of this 1191-nucleotide messenger RNA. NCBI's taxonomy places the organism in Eukaryota, Dinophyceae, Prorocentrales, Prorocentraceae. The record is from the annotation of a GenBank genome assembly.
AUGGCAGCAUCCUCCUCGCCGCGGGCGACCGGCGUGCGCGGCACAUCACUACGGUCUUGCGGCCAGAGCCAGGCGACGCCUUGCGCGUCGGCGUCAUCGGCGGCGGGGUUGGGCGCGCAGGCCCCUGCGGCGGUCGCCGUGCUGCCCCGGGCGUUGCGGCUCGCGCCCGCGCCGCCGGAGCCGCCCUGGGUCGAGCUGCUGCUGGCCUUGCCGCGCCCCAAGGUCAUGAUGCGGCUCUGGUCAACGCUGGCGCAGCUCGGCGUGCGGCGGAUCACUCUGACGAACGCGUGCCGCGUCGAGAAGCCCUACUUCUCCUCGCAGGCCACCGAUCCGGCCAAGUACGUGCCGGAGCUGCUCGAGGGGCUCGAGCAGGCGUGCUGCACCAGAAUGCCCGAGGUGCGGGUGGAGAUGCGGUUGAAGCCCUUUUUGGAGGACGCCCUCGACUCGCUGUGCCCGCCCAGCGAGGUGCUUCGACUGCUCUGCCACCCCGGCCCUGCCUCGGCGUCCGUCGCGGAGGCCGUCGCCGCAGCGCGACCCGCCGCGCCGGGGCCGCCCCGCCGGACGGGGCCGCCCCCGCGAGGGGUGCUGCUGGCGGUCGGGCCAGAGGGCGGCUGGGUCGACUACGAGCUGGAACUGCUUCGGUCGCGGGGCUUUGAACAGGUGUCCCUCGGGCCCCGCAUCCUGACCACCGACGUUGCAGUCGUGUCGCUGGUCAGCCUCGCAAUGGACGCCCUGGCGGCAUCCUCCCGGGCCGCCGCUCCCGCGCCAGAGCCCCACCUGGCGCCGCCCAGCGCGCUGCCGCCAGCAGAUCCCGAGCAGGCGCUGCGGGCGCCGCCGUUGCAACAGGUGGAAGCCAGCGCCGCAGAGGCUUACGGCAAUGCCGCAAGAUCCUCCGAGGACCGCCUUAGGUUGGCCGCGGAUCGACUCCAGCAGCGCCAGGAAACCGCGGAGGCUCUCUCGGUUGAUUUGGUCACGCUGCGCGAGCAACUGCGGGAGCGCGAGGCUACGUCCUCUGCCCUGCAGCUGGAAGUCGCGCAACUGCAGGCCGAGGUUGCUGCUGCACGUGCGGCGGUGUUGGCCGAGCCUGCCAACUGGCGGGCGCCCGCCGACGUCGACAGCUGGGAAGCGCCGGCCGAGGCGAAGUCUUGGGCGGCGCCCGCGGAAGUGAGCGCCUGGGCCGAGGGGAGAUGA